This is a messenger RNA of Vanessa atalanta (red admiral), 773 nucleotides long. RefSeq lists its product as uncharacterized. The transcript has 2 exons. Lineage: Eukaryota; Metazoa; Arthropoda; Insecta; Lepidoptera; Nymphalidae. The record is from RefSeq and is a predicted model, not a curated record. Bases 159 to 572 code for a protein of 137 amino acids.
UGAAAGCGCGCGAUGUGAUCAUUAUUCAUUUUCGUAUAUUUCGUAAUCACGCCGAGUCAGCAAAAGAAAUAAAACCUUAAACCAUUUCUCAUACUAAAAAAUUUGUAGAAGAGGAUACCGUUAUUAUACUGCAAAGAAAGCUACAUAUAUAACGAAAAAUGCCUGCUAGCAGUAUCAAUCUGUACCACAUGCAAGAUGCCAAAAAUAAUUUUGAAGCUAUGCGACCUGCCCCUGUUUGCACUGACACCAACAUAUUUAUGGGCCAAUGCCAGAAUAUUCACGUCUCAACGAAUUGCUAUUAUGGUUUUCAUGAUCCUAAGAGUAUUAAAAACAUUCGUGACAAUGCAGAUUGCGAAAUGGUAGAUGUGUCACAUGUUCCUGAGAUUAAAGCAAUACCGUCGCCGCAAAACAACGCUCGAAAAAGAAGUGCAGAAGACAGCACGUAUCCACAACAUAAACGCCUUCGAGAAGAGGGUAUGGUGCCAACGCCUUCAAACUACAACCCAUGUUUACUGCGUCCCACCCACAACAAUCCAGAUAUAUCUCGUUGUCUCAUGGUCCACAUGAUAUAGUUUAGUUAAAAUUCUGCAUAUCUAAAUUGUUAAUUUAAUUCAGAAAUGUUGAUUUUAUCUGCAGAAGUACAAAUAAAGAAAAGAUUAGAUCCUGAGACAAUUGAGAACAAGAAACUAGAAACUAGUUCAGAAGAUUUGUUGGAGAGUCUUUAUUGGAAUAUCCAUGGAGGGAACUUUUUUCAGUUGUUACAGUGUCUGUGA